AUGGCGGUGGAAUUGUGUGGGACCCGCUGGGGCAUUGAAGGAGACUUAAACAUCACAACAGUGAAAUGGGUCUGUGACGUGAGUGGUGUUCAAGAAAAAUCAAGCGCAAAUAUAAAGGAUUUGCUCUACACUCUAUUUUUUGUGUUCUCAAGUUUUUGGCCUUCACAGAAAAGCAUACAUAUUCAAAAGGAAGAUUGUGUUAACAAAAGCAUUGCUAGAGGCAAGAUGGGCUCGGAUGAAAUCGACUGUGGAAACUUGUUCGACCAGAUCGACGAUUUGAUCGAAUUCCCACCUGAAAGUGAGUGUGAUGAUGGUGAUUUAGUUGGUUCGGGAGAUUGCAAGGAUUUUUUCCCAUCGUGGAUAAACGAGGCCUUGCCGGAUUCUGACCCGUUUUUACCGUCAGACCUCUCUGCUGAGCUCUCUGUGCCGUAUGAGGACAUAGCCCAGCUCGAAUGGCUGUCGACUUUCAUGGAGGACUCGUUUUCGGGUCGGGGGCUGACCCUCCCGAAAAACGAGACCUCAAGCCCGGUCUCUGUGCUAGAAAGCAGUAGCAGCAGCAGCUCAUCCUCCAUCGGCAAAACCGGGCCUCCUCUCAGCCCGAACCACCGAAGCCCACAACGGGCCCGGAGCAAGCGUCCACGCAGGCCCGCUAUCCAGCUCAUCAUCUCCCCCUCGUCCUCCUCUGCCACCCACAGCCCUCAAAUAUUUUCCGAGCCCGACAAUUUUGUGGAGUCUCCAUCUGCGAAGAAGGCCCGGAUCAAACUGAUUGAGAAGAAGAAGAAGAAGAAGAUCAAGAAAAUGCAAACGGGCCCUCCUGAGGAUGGGCCGGGCCCGGCCCAGCCAAUAAGGAAAUGCCUGCACUGUGAGAUAACCAAGACACCUCAGUGGCGGGCCGGGCCGAUGGGCCCGAAGACACUUUGCAAUGCAUGUGGGGUCCGGUACAAAUCGGGCCGGUUAUUCCCAGAGUAUCGGCCAGCAGCAAGCCCGACAUUUAUUCCGGCCGUGCACUCGAAUUCGCAUAAGAAGGUACUCGAGAUGAGGGGCAAAGGCGAGGUCUAAUGCCUAAUGCCUAGCUUCUAUUGUUUUGCAUUAUUUAUAGUUAGCUUCUUCGGAUAUUUAUUUCAACGUUGUUGCUAGGCUUUAUUCCUUUGGUUCUUUUGUACAUUGGUAAUAUAAUGGUUUAUGGUCUCCAUUGUUUUUGUUGUUAGGUCCGUUGAAGUUUUAUAGCUUUUUUCAGGACAGUAUUGUUAUUUAUUGUCUCUAUUUAUGGCCGUAGAACAUGUUAUUUACCCUUUAGAGGGAAUUCUUUUUGCAGUUGGUGGUACUUUGUUCUAGAGGGUUUUGGAGUUGGUUUUGUAUU
Molecule: messenger RNA, 1360 nt
Organism: Striga asiatica
Lineage: Eukaryota; Viridiplantae; Streptophyta; Magnoliopsida; Lamiales; Orobanchaceae
Source: the annotation of a GenBank genome assembly